Henningerozyma blattae CBS 6284 is the source of this 573-nucleotide messenger RNA. It is a transcript of the gene RPS7A, whose product is annotated as 40S ribosomal protein eS7. The transcript has 2 exons. Gene Ontology annotation, molecular function: structural constituent of ribosome. Gene Ontology annotation, cellular component: small-subunit processome; cytosolic small ribosomal subunit; ribosome. Gene Ontology annotation, biological process: rRNA processing; ribosomal small subunit biogenesis; translation. The record is from RefSeq and is a predicted model, not a curated record. NCBI's taxonomy places the organism in Eukaryota, Fungi, Ascomycota, Saccharomycetes, Saccharomycetales, Saccharomycetaceae. Bases 1 to 573 code for a protein of 190 amino acids.
AUGUCUGCUCCACAAGCUAAGAUUUUAUCUCAAGCUCCAACUGAAUUGGAAUUGCAAGUUGCUCAAGCUUUCAUUGAUUUGGAAAACUCUUCUUCCGAUUUAAAGGCUGAAUUGAGACCAUUACAAAUCAAGUCUAUCAGAGAAAUCGAUGUUGCUGGUGGUAAGAAGGCUUUAACCAUCUUCGUCCCAGUUCCAAGCUUGGCUGCUUACCACAAGGUUCAAACCAAAUUGACCCGUGAAUUGGAAAAGAAAUUCCCAGAUCGUCAUGUCAUCUUCUUAGCCGAAAGAAGAAUCUUACCAAAACCAUCUAGAACCUCUAGACAAACUCAAAAGAGACCAAAGUCCAGAACUUUGACUGCUGUUCACGACAAAAUCUUGGAAGAUAUGGUCUUCCCAACUGAAAUUGUCGGUAAGAGAGUCAGAUACAUGGUUGGUGGUAACAAAGUCCAAAAAGUUUUGUUAGAUUCCAAGGAUGUCCAACAAGUCGACUACAAAUUGGAAUCUUUCCAAGCUGUUUACAACAAAUUGACUGGUAAGCAAAUUGUUUUCGAAAUUCCAAGCGAAACUCAUUAA